Dibothriocephalus latus is the source of this 387-nucleotide messenger RNA. The record is from the annotation of a GenBank genome assembly. NCBI's taxonomy places the organism in Eukaryota, Metazoa, Platyhelminthes, Cestoda, Diphyllobothriidea, Diphyllobothriidae.
AUGCUCGAGCGGCUGAUCUUUCGCUCGGCCCCUCCGAAUUUCUGGGCCACCUACUUCGAAGAUACUUUCUUCAAAGAAGAGGUCAACAUGCGGUUAUCCUUCGUCAACAAGUUGACAGACGGAAAGACAAGCACUACGGCCUGCCGUAAAACAACAAGCACCAUGCCCAUUCUCCACUUCAAAAGCAACCCUUCCCCGACGGUUAUCCAAAGUCCUUCCAAAGCAAGUGCCUUAGGAAGUCCCAACAUGAGCUGUCGAAAGGAGAAGACACCUGUGGGUGUUGAGGCCGAGGUCAACCGAUGGAUAGCAAAUCACGAGGCCGAAAAACCCGCAACCAUUGACAGAACAAGCAACAGUAGUCGACAGUAUCCCAUGCUACAACUCUGA